This is a messenger RNA of Leishmania braziliensis MHOM/BR/75/M2904, 1374 nucleotides long. RefSeq lists its product as hypothetical. The transcript has a single exon. Gene Ontology annotation, biological process: transmembrane transport. The record is from RefSeq and is a predicted model, not a curated record. Bases 1 to 1374 code for a protein of 457 amino acids. Gene Ontology annotation, molecular function: transmembrane transporter activity. Gene Ontology annotation, cellular component: membrane. NCBI's taxonomy places the organism in Eukaryota, Euglenozoa, Kinetoplastea, Trypanosomatida, Trypanosomatidae.
AUGAUGAUUACCGACCUUUUUUCUCUCAUCGAAAAGAAGUACCAGGUGUUACUCAUCUUCAUCAUUUUCACCGUAAAUAAUGGCUUUGCCUGGCUCAUGUUCGAGCCCGUCGCUGAUUGGCUCAAGACAAACGUGCAUGGAAUGACUAGCCGAACGCUGCAGCUGCUGUCCUCGUGGCAGCCACUGGUCUUCCUCUGUAUGUUCAUUCCUAUUAUGAAGUUGGUGACGAGAUAUGACGGGCUUCGUCUCGCUGUGCGUAUCGGCGCCUCUGCUGAGAUCGUGGGUGCUACUUUCAAGCUCAUUGGCGCCUUUGCGCACAAAUCCACUUUUGGUCUGGUCAUGCUCAAUAUUGGCCAGAUCUUCAGUGGCGUCGGCUCUCCUGUCGCCACCGGCGCUGUUUCGGCGCUUUCGGCCACGUGGUUCGAGCCGGAGGAGCGCACCCGUGCCACCGCGGCCGCAGUACUGUUCAACAGUGUGGGUAACUCGCUGUGUUACAUCUUCGUCCCCACGCUAACAAAGAAACUGUCGUUUUCUGCGGUGACCGUGUACGAGCUGUUUAUGGCGGUAAUUAGUCUAAGUCUUGCCUGGAUGCUCAUGCCGCAGGAACCGGAGCCAACAGAGGUGGACACGGAGGGGAAGAUGCAGACAAUACUGCAGCUCAGCGCCACAUCAAAUUCAAAGAGUGAGGGGGAUGUUGUGGCCCACUCCAAAGAGCACUUGUCGCUGGUUACGCAGCUGCGCUCGCUCUGGUCCAUUCCGUCGUGCGUGUGCCUGCUUGUUGUGUACGUGUGGCUGAGCGGUGGCUUCUCCGCGUGGAUAUCGCUCUUCGCCGAUACCUAUUCCAAGUUUUACUCGGAGGAGUUCAUCGGCAUCAUGAGCUUCUUCGGCAUGAUCUCCUACGUGGUAGGCGGUAUCGCCUCCUCCUACGUGGUGGACCUCUAUUUCCCACGUCAGAUGAAGUACGUCAUCUUCUUCUGCAUCACCAUGAACAUGGUAUGCAACCUUAUCUUCAUAGCCUGCACGCCGAACGACAGGAGCUACUCUCUGUGGAACCUGGGUCAGUCGUUCAUCGUCUUUUCCACCGCACUUUGCGGCUUCUGGAACGGUGCUGCGGCUCCACUCUUCUACGAGCUGGUGGCGGAGAUUUCGUUCCCGGUGGAAGAGGGCGUUAGCGGCAUUUGCAUCUCCGUCAUGGAGAACGUUGGGGCCCUCGUGUUUUACCAGGUAGUCUCCCGCUUCUUCACCGGCCAGUCAAUGACCGUGGCGUACUCGUUUGGCAUGACAGUCGCCGUGGCGCUGUCGGCCGCCGUGAAGCAGCGCUACAAUCGUUCCUACCACGCCUACUUGCUCCAGAACGCCGAGGGGGAGGAUUAG